CGCAUGUUCAUCACAAGUGCUGCCUGCACUCCGCCAAACAUCUAACAUCCACUGCACCGUUUGCACGGCAAAAGUCAGCCUGCUUCGCGCAGAUUCGGAUUUGCAGCAACACUGAAACCGGGCAAGUUUUCCUCAGCACGCCAGCAGUGUUGGAUAUUCGCAGGUAAUUGCAGUUCUUCUCCGACGCUGGGUCGACAUGCUGGGGAUCUGCGUGUGUCUUUGUGCGGUGUUCACACAUGUUCUCUCUCAGGAGGCUGAGGAGCCCAUCUCCUACACAUGCACAGAGGGCUAUGAGUAUGACAGUAGCAGAGAGCAGUGCAGAGACAUCGACGAAUGUGCCUUGUUAGAUGAUGCCUGCAAAGGAGGGAUGCAGUGUAUCAACCACUUUGGCGGAUACCUCUGCCUCCCCAAGAGCGCCGUCAUCUACAUCAGUAAGGAAGGAGAGCAGGUGCCACUGCCUGACCCGGUCCCUCCUGCCCCCGCCGUCCCACCCAGCCAGCCUCAGGUCCCUCGGGUGAAUUCUGGCGGGCAGAGGGUCCCUCAGGGGGGCCGGACCAUUCGCUGUGCACCCGGAUUCACUGCAGAUGACCAGAACCUCUGCAGAGACAUAGAUGAAUGCGCGACUGGCCGACACACUUGUGGGCCUGAGCAGACGUGCGUCAACACCAGGGGCUCCUACACGUGCCAGUGUCCUUCAGGCUACCAGAGGAACGGUGACCACUGUACCGACAGAGACGAGUGUUCCCUGACCCACUACUGCAUGCACAGAUGUGUGAACACCCCGGGCUCGUACUACUGCGAGUGCAAUGCAGGUCACAAGUUGGCCAGCAACAACCACAGCUGUGUUGAUGUGAAUGAAUGUGACGUGCAGAGUCCCUGUCAGCAUCACUGCUACAACCUGAUUGGCUCCUUCCUCUGCCAGUGUGACCACGGCUACGAGCUGGCACAAGACAUGGUCUCCUGCCAAGACAUUGAUGAAUGCAGCUUGUCCAGCUACAUGUGUCAGUACCAGUGUGUUAACAGCCCAGGAAGUUACUCCUGUGAGUGCCCACAAGGAUAUCAGCUGCAGGGGAACAGGUUGUGUCAAGACAUAAAUGAGUGUGAGACAGGGACCCAUAACUGCCAAGAUGAUGAAACGUGCUGGAACUAUUAUGGAGGCUUCCGCUGCUAUCCCAGAAACCCCUGCGAGGCGCCUUACACUCAGACCUCUGAAAAUCGCUGUAUCUGUCGAUCUCAGAUCGACUGCCAGGGUCUCCCACCGUCAAUUGUCUACAAAUACAUGAGCAUCCAGGCGGACCGGACUGUGCCAGCGGACAUCUUCCAGAUUCAAGCCACCAACAUAUAUGCCAACACACACAACACCUUCAGGAUUAAAUCUGGGAAUGAGGCGGGAGAAUUUUUCCUUCGGCGCUCCAGCAAUGUGAGCGCCAUGCUGGUGCUCACCAAGCCUCUGUCAGGCCCCCGGGAGUACGUCGUGGACCUGGAGAUGAUCACUCACCAUCUGACCAUGAACUACCGCUCCAGCUCACUGCUGCGGCUCACCGUCAUAGUGGGGCCCUACGCCUUCUGAGCGGCGCGUUGCCCACCAGCCCGCAUAACUCUGGUUCAGCAAACAUAGCGGUGUAACACAGCAGACGCCUGUAUCAGCAUAACAUACUUUACAUUUUCAUACAGCACAUGCAUACAACAUAUAACAUAGGCUGCUUCAGACUCAAACAGCAGCACAGCAGUUCCAAUAUGCUUGCUCAAGUCAGACCACCUCUUGCUAUAAUGUGACCACUGGGCAUCUUUUUCCGUCGACGCGCUGAUUUACGGCUUCGGUGUCUCCAGGAAGCACUGAACUUCAAACAUAGGACUUAAUAAAACAUUUUUAACUUUAAAGUUGAAUGAUUUCUGACAGAUUUUUGAAGAAGAAAGAUGCUGAAUGCAGCAUUUUCCCUCGUAGCGGUUGUUUGCAAUUCUCCCCCCCAACCCGAACAAUUGGGAGCAAAGUAGGGGCACUCAGGAAAAGAGGCCUAGUGGACACACAUCGUAAGUGUGAUGAAUUUUUAAUGCAGCUGUAACUACAUUUAUCAGUUUGUUCAAACCACAAGUGCUUACAAUAACCUGUGUGUGCAUCAGUUGUAAGAAAGAGAGACAAUCUAUAGAAAUGACAGACACUCAGUAUGAACAGCUUUUGAUACAAAAAUAAUUUACAGACCUUGUAAAUCACAGCUUCUGUUGAUAAAUGUUAGCGGUUAGUGCUGCUGCGCCAUGCUAUUUGUGCAAGUUUCUGUAUAGUUUGCCUCAUGAGUAAUAAUUUCCAGAGAAGUCCAGGAACAGUUCAAAAGUGUAAAGGGAGGGAAUUAGCCUGUGAGUUGAGAAAGUACUAAACUUUGUAUUACAACUUACAGCUCGAUGCUCGUUGACGUUGCUCACAAGAGUUAAGUCAUGUACAUACCUAGGUAACAAAUCUGUGUGUUUAUGUGUGUGUGGAUGUUUCUUGUGAGCGAGUGUGUGCGCGCGACUGGCUUUGUUUAUGCAUGCAAGCAAAUGUAAGUGUGAAGCACAGAGGGAGAGAAAGGGAAAGAGUGAGAAGGAGCUUGUUCUCUGCCUCGGCUUCGGUGGAUGUGGUCGAGCUGUUUAUGCGUUUCUGUGAUGCCAUCCUAACAGCUUUCGCUCGCAGAGGCAAUAACAGAGAUUUUUGAACUCGAGAACACGUACGGGAAACGGCGGCUUUCAUAACACACCUUGGCGAAUUGACCGCUCGUUGGUGCCACAGCGAUUCUCCAGAGGAACAGCUGGACUUUCUAAUGUCGGUCCCAGUCAAGAAGUCACACUGGCACCAGGCUGGCUUGCGUGAUAAAGAUAAUUACAGUGUUUCGCCCCGUAGCCGGUUCAUGCGCGACACAGGGGAUUAUUAAAGUGUUAAUACAAUGCCACCAGACUUUUGGCAGAAUGAGAAAUCUUUCACUACCUGCUUUGCCUUUCAUGACUCCACGUGUCUGCUCUGGCUUAUUGCUGAAACACUGUAAACUGUUGACACCCAGCACUGAAAACCACAUUGAAAACCAACAUGUUGUCACCACUCUGUAAGCGUAGAAAGUUAUGCAACUUUGCCUAUAACUCUUUUAUGUGGUUUCAGCAGUGAUCAUGCCAUUGUGCCUUAGAGGUAUAAAUACACAAAACAAAAUGUAACACUAAUCUAAUCAUUUAUGCUGUCAAGACUGUUAACUUUCUUCAGUGAGAUGCCUUAAUGUUUUUUUUUUUCUCUUCUAUUUAAAAUAUAUUUUGUCAUAUGUAUCUUAUAUUGAUUGUACUCUGAAGAGCAAAAGUUAUAUUGUUGAAUAAAAUAUGAUGUAUAAAUGGG
Molecule: messenger RNA, 3349 nt
Organism: Stegastes partitus (bicolor damselfish)
Lineage: Eukaryota; Metazoa; Chordata; Actinopteri; Pomacentridae
Product: EGF containing fibulin extracellular matrix protein 1
Exons: 11
Coding region: 197-1570 (457 amino acids)
Molecular function (GO): calcium ion binding
Source: RefSeq, a predicted model, not a curated record